CCAAAACCACCGCACUCGUAUCUUACUAUUCGACCCUGUAAUUCCAUCAGAGAGACGUCCAAGGUAGAUCAAGCUGUGUUGUAUCUCUGCCAUCUCUUAUUCUCCCGUGUUUCCUAUCAUAUCAGCCCAACACCAUGAGAACUGUUAUUCAACGGGUCAAGUCAGCUUCGGUCACUGUAGAUGGCCAACUCAUCUCAACUAUUGGCAAGGGCUUGCUUGUACUAGCUGCCAUUGGCAAGGAGGACACCCAGAAGGAGGUCGAGUCCAUGGCCAACAAGAUUCUAAAGGCCAAAUUAUGGGACAACGACGAAGGUGGUAAAUGGAAAUGGGGUGUCAAAGAUAUCGAAGGCGAGGUCCUCUGCGUAUCUCAAUUCACUCUCCUUGCCUCUGUCAAGAAGGGUAACAAACCCGACUUUCACAAAUCCGCCAACGCAGAAAAGGCAAAGGAGCUUUACGACCAAUUUUUCAAGAAAGUUCAAUCCCUAUACCAGGAGGAGAGAGUCAAGGAUGGUGUCUUCCAAGCAAUGAUGGAUGUAGCUCUUGUCAACGAUGGACCGGUUACCAUCCAAAUAGACACAGAUCCUCCCAAGAUGGACAACCCUACAGGGUUCGAUCUCCCUGGUGAUCCUUUCACCCACAAAGGCAAGAUGCAAACGACGUUCGAGCUUCCAGCUUCGCUUCUGGAAUAGUUAGCACAGUUCGUGCUCUGCGUCCCUUUAUGAUGCUUUUGAACUUAAUCUUGUCGGGCGGUGUUUUUUCCUUUCCCAUGAUACCAUUUAACAUACAGGAUAGCGAGCCUUUGUGUAAUAUCAACCCAGUCGAAUAGGUUUACAUAUCACUUUGAAUGAUAGUGUGCAGUCGGGUUCGAUACAAGUCCCAGAUAGGCAAUUUGGCUGGUGAUCCAGGGCGUGGGGUAUCACUUGGCGGCGCAUGCGAAUAGAAGGUCCU
Molecule: messenger RNA, 948 nt
Organism: Aureobasidium pullulans EXF-150
Lineage: Eukaryota; Fungi; Ascomycota; Dothideomycetes; Dothideales; Saccotheciaceae
Exons: 4
Coding region: 135-689 (184 amino acids)
Biological process (GO): tRNA metabolic process
Cellular component (GO): cytoplasm
Molecular function (GO): D-tyrosyl-tRNA(Tyr) deacylase activity
Source: RefSeq, a predicted model, not a curated record